Betta splendens (Siamese fighting fish) is the source of this 1606-nucleotide messenger RNA. RefSeq lists its product as uncharacterized. Lineage: Eukaryota; Metazoa; Chordata; Actinopteri; Anabantiformes; Osphronemidae. The coding region runs from base 160 to 1146 and encodes 328 amino acids. The record is from RefSeq and is a predicted model, not a curated record. The transcript has 13 exons.
AGGAAGGGAAGCCAGUGUAUUUCCUCCCCUUCUUUAUCUGAAGGAAGUGCCAAAAUAAGCAGCGCAGCCCCAGCUCGGACACCUUUUCCACGAGCGCGAGGCAGAAGCCAGAGGGUUCGCAGGCACAGACGCACCAUAAAGACCGACAUAAAGACCGACAUGAAGACCGACAUGAAGACCGACAUGAAGACCGCCGCGGUCCUGCUGCUGCUGGCGUCCGUCCACGUCUUCUCAGUUUCCUCAGACCAAACGCAAACAGAGACACCAAAAUCCCAAAUACUUCCACAAGCAUCAGAACCACUAAAAUCCACUUCAGCCACGGUUCAGCCCAGCAGCACCAGAGGCGCUGGGUCCGCUGCAUCGGGUUCCACUUUAAGCCCAGGCCACCAUGGACCAACCGACGCGCCCAGCAGCGCCACAACAGAGACCAAACCAGAAUCCAACCUUCCCGUAGGAACCCCUGUAACCAGUGCUCCCAGCAACAAUAACUCAGCUGAUACUGAUGGCAAUGUGACACUGAACAGUACGAACCUGCCAAAGCCAGUAGGCACCUCAGAGACCCCACGGCCUCCAGGACCAGCAGGCACACCAGCAAAACCAGCAGCACCAGCAGCACCAGCAGCACCAGCAAAACCAGCAGCACCAGCAGCACCAGCAGCACCAGCCACACCAGCAAAACCAGCAGCAUCAGCAGCACCAGCCACACCAGCAAAACCAGCAAAACCAGUAGGCACAACUGCAGCACCAGCAGCCAAACCAGCAGCACCAGCAGCCAAACCAGCAGCACCAGCAGCCAAACCAGCAGCACCAGCAGCCAAACCAGCAGACACAUCUUCGGUCGCUACAGACGUUGGCCAAGAAAGUGUUGAAGGGACAAAGUCUGGAAAAAACGGCGUCAGCAACAAACAGAAGACACAAAAAGACAAGCAGCUGUGGUGGAUCGCGCUGCCCGUGGGUCUGCUCGGCGCCGCCGCCGCCGCCGUCGGCCUCCGCUUCAGAGGCAGGAAGGUCCACAACCCCACAGAAAGCAUCGACAUCGGAACCGAGAACGCGUCCUUCCAGAGCCGCCCUGAGAGCACCAAAGAUGGCGUCCUGCUGCUCGGCGUGAAGUCGUCGGGCGGCGAGGAGAGCGCUGCUGCGCGAUAAGAGGACGAGCCGCAGCGUCGCCAUGUGCCAGUGGACGACGCAGCCGCCGCCUUCGCUCCCGCGGCCCGGACGCGCGGCUGAGACGCUCCGCUGCCGCAGAGAGCAGCUGUUCACCUCCAGCUGUGGAGCUCGACCUUUAACCUCCACCGGCGAAGACGAGUCGACCCCACGUUCGCUGUACAGUGCACAGAGCUCAGAUCCAGCUCAUAUCUGAUGUAUCAGCUCUUGUUGUAUCAUAUUGUUCUGUUUUGUACAUUAAGGUUUUGUUUUUUUCAGAACAGGCUCUGUUUUACUUUUACUCCAUUGUAACAUAAACCACAGUUCUUGCCUCGCACUGGUCGUAAAUAUAACAUAGAUGCAGAUGACUGUAUAUGAAAACACUGGAUCUGCUUCUUGGCUGGAAUUAACAGCUGGAAACAUCAGCUUCUUUAAUAAAUUAAUAAAAACGGUUUGGUUCUUA